Messenger RNA from Cydia amplana, 1939 nucleotides. RefSeq names its product extracellular serine/threonine protein kinase four-jointed (gene fj). Bases 289 to 1905 code for a protein of 538 amino acids. NCBI's taxonomy places the organism in Eukaryota, Metazoa, Arthropoda, Insecta, Lepidoptera, Tortricidae. The transcript is spliced from 2 exons. Gene Ontology annotation, biological process: cell-cell signaling. The record is from RefSeq and is a predicted model, not a curated record.
UCCAACGAGACUUCCAAUGCAUGCCAUUAUACCUGUCCCGUUUUAACGGGAAAGAAUCCGAGGGAGAGAUAAGGAGGGAUAUGUUUCUUAUUCGAGUGGUCUUUCUGAGAAAAGUCAGUCUCGGAUUGAGAGUCGAAGGCGACGGACGUUUUUGAGGUUAAACCAAUUUUGUGGGUUUAUUUUUCGAUUGUUUUUUUUUUGUGAAUAUUUGUGACUUGAAGUGUCUGUGUUGUGUUCAGGAAUUCCGUUUAAGAUCACAAUAAUGAAAGCGGUGUAGAACUCAAAACCAUGGGAGCAACAUACAUCGAAGACGAAGAAAAAGCAAUCUGCGACGAUAAAAUGGCACACAGACUGCCAACCUUACACGAAAUCAAGACUAACGCAAGACAAAAGACAGAUUUCAAAAUCAUCACAAUGAAGAAUAGUAUACAAUAUAAUAAUUUCGGAUAUAAAGAAGAAUUGACGAGAAGAAUGAGGAAAGAAUAUAGAUGUUACAAUCUAUGCUUCCUCAGUGUGUGUCUUAGUUUUAUUCUAGGAUUAACAAUAGGGAUAGUCCUGAUGAAAACUUCCCAAAAUAUAACAAGAAGAGUUACUAUAAAUAGCAGUAAAGACUUAAGAACACUAAAUUCAUUUAAACAUGAAGCUAAGACUGAUUUUGAUGUAAAAGUUGACGAAAACAAAUAUGAUACAGUAACUGCUGGUCAUAAGUAUAAUAAAGAUGUUUACCCUAAAAGCUUAACAGAAGAUAUGAAGGAAAUACUGAAGGACAACAAAUCUCAUCACAGACAUGUGAUAGCACAUAUUAUUAAUAGUACUAAGUCUUAUGUUCCUAGUGAUCAAACUGUGUUGUAUAAUAAUGUGUAUUGGGGUCCCGAAGUUGAAGAUUCAAUGCCGCAAGGAUAUGGAGAGAGUAGUGGAGAGUUGUGGGAGGAAUACGUCGGUGAAAGUGAAGUAGUACAGAUGAAACCAGGGUGUGGUCGUAUGCAGAAUCGACUAGUCAUCUUCAAAGAUGGAUCCCAAGCCUGCGUCAGAUACAGGCAAAACACGGAUCAAAUUCAAGGCGAAAUCUUCAGUUUCUACGUGGCAAAGUUAAUGAAUUUAACCAAUUUGGCGCCUUCGGUAUUGAAAAUCGUCGAUUUAAAAGAUAAACUUUGGGCUAACGUGGCGAAUGAUAUAGCAACAGCGCAAUGGAAUAGUAACAGAGCCGUGGUUUUAACUCAAUAUAUACCAAGCUUGGAAUCCGCAACGAUACCAGACAUUUUCAAACCGGCCAAUAGACAUUUGAAUAAACAUGACGUACUCAAAAUGUCUUUGAAAGAAAGCGAAGCGCCUAAAGAAAUUCUAAUAGAAAAACUAAAGACGAAAACUGUGAAAGUGAAAAAAGCUGACAAUUUUGAUCAUAUCGAUGUGAAAUUAAAUAAGAAAACCAUAGAUACAUUUGUAGAGCUAGCUCAAUGGUCUGAUCUCAUAAUUUUCGAUUACCUAACAGCAAAUUUAGACAGGAUUGUUAAUAAUCUUUUUAAUUACCAAUGGAAUAUAAAUAUUAUGGACGGACCAGCUCACAAUUUGGCUAGAAAAAUGGAUAGUGGACUGCUUUUGUUUUUAGACAACGAAUCGGGACUUUUACACGGUUAUAGACUUUUAAAGAAAUAUAAUGUGUACCAUAGUUUAAUGUUAGACAAUUUGUGUGUAUUUAGGAGGACCACGAUAGAUGCUUUGAAGAGAUUGUACGAAAUGAAAGCGAUUGGUGUGAAAUUAAGUGAUAUGUUUCAUAAGAAAAAUAGCGCUGUAAUAAGAGAUAUUUUACCGCCUUUACCAGAGAAGAAUGCUAAGAUUUUACACGAGAGAAUAGGUAAAGUUUUGAGCCAAGUUCAAAAAUGUGAGCUAACUUUCUCUAACAGAUAGUGAAUACGUGGAUUUAGGAAACGAUUCAAAAUGU